Meloidogyne enterolobii is the source of this 397-nucleotide messenger RNA. The record is from the annotation of a GenBank genome assembly. NCBI's taxonomy places the organism in Eukaryota, Metazoa, Nematoda, Chromadorea, Rhabditida, Meloidogynidae.
UUUUUUUGUGUAUAUAUUUUUAUAUACAUUUAUUAUUUUUUUGUAGGCCCGUGGGCCUCAUGCCACAAUGGCAGCUUUUCUUCCUCCAUUCCGCACCUCACCUGGAUCCCCUCCCCACCGCCAUGGCCAGUGGCGGGGGGAGGUGGGACGGUGCUACCAGUAAAGCUUGUGCUGGGCCAGGAUGGUAUUGGGAUGUUGGGCGGGUUGCGUGCGAUGUUAAGGGUCCCGAGAGGCGAUGCCGAUGAGUAUAUUGCGGAGCGGAGGGUAGGCCUUUCUAUGCGCUUGUAUAAUGCUGGUCGGUUACGAGACCGACUUGCCCGGGAUAAUAUGCGCUGAUUAAUAAGCUCUUAGGCUUCUUCUGCAGGAUUAAUGAAUAAGCUCUCAGCUUCUUCGGCCG